This is a messenger RNA of Cucurbita pepo subsp. pepo (vegetable marrow), 657 nucleotides long. RefSeq lists its product as uncharacterized. Lineage: Eukaryota; Viridiplantae; Streptophyta; Magnoliopsida; Cucurbitales; Cucurbitaceae. The record is from RefSeq and is a predicted model, not a curated record.
AUGAUGGACAAACAAUCCAACCCAAAAUUCAAAAUCAUGAAGUUUCUACCUAGAGCCGCCUCCGCCAUCACUUUCCACAACCCGCCGGUCAGUCCCGGAAGGGAAAACCGGCCGGUCGCCGCCCGAGGAUUUUCCGGUCCGAUGAAGAUCUCGAUUAUACCACGCGAAGCGCGAUCCAAGUCCAAGAACUCGGGGUUCGAAACGUCGGAGCCCACUUCGCCCAAAGUCUCCUGCAUCGGCCAAAUCAAACAUAAGAAGAAGAUGAAGGAAUUGGCUAAGAUUACUGCGGCGGCGGUUGAAAUUUCGGAGCCCAAAAAGCGGCAUCUCCCGUCGGCGAUAGAGAGAAUUCUGACCGGUAGGAAAGUACUAGGUAGGGCGAAAUCGAACGUGGAGGCGGCUUCGGCGGGGAAGCCGCCGCUGCCGGAGAGAGCGCCAGGGCUGAAUCAGAUGAAGCGAUUCUCGAGUGGACGUGGCGCUUUGACGAAUUUUGAUUGGACAGCGCAGAUUGCUCCGGCUGAGGUGGAAGGAGAGGAGGGCGGGGGCGGAGGGAGCAGGGCGUCGACGGCGGUGUGGAUUGGUGAAGAAAUUGUGACACUUCAACCGAGAAAGGAGGUGAAUAUAUGGAAGAGAAGAACCGUUGUUCCGCCCACGCCACUU